GAAUUGUGGAACUCCCGCAUAGAAGAAGAAGAAGAAGAAGAAAGAGAGAGAGAGAACUGAGAAGAGAUGGCGAAACGUUUCAAGCUGCGACUUUUCCGACUCAUCCCCUCCUUCCAGAAUUGUCGAUCCAAAGACCCUUCAGUCCUGCCAGCGGACCCACAUCCCAUCUUCUUCCGACUCUCCCCCACCACCACCGCCAACAGCAACAAAAUGGAUUUUCCGGCGACCCCAGCAGCCUUACCUGUCCCGGACCCACCACCACCACUACCACUACAACCAACACCAAAGCCUUACCAUUCAUCUCUCAAACGCCAUGUCUCUUCCGCUAUCUUAUCCGUGCGCUGCGGUUUCCGAUCAAGGUCCACCAAGCAGCACGUCUCCUCCGACGACAACUCCGAUCACCCCGAGUAUAAAUGGAAACAGAACGACAAGUGGCACGUAAUUGCUCCGGUCCACGAUGAUCCACCAGCACCUCGCCGGAAAAUCCACAACUCCUCCGUCUCCAGCGGCACCGACGCCGAUGUCUCACAAUCGCCGCUUGGUGCCGAUUCCAAGAACAAGAAGAGAAAGAAAAAGAAAAAAUCCAAACCAAGGAUUCGGAUCAGCACCUCUUCCGGCGAUAGCGGUUGGUUCAGCAGUGAAGGUGGCGAAGAUGACGGCAAAGACCGCGAAGAAACCGAAACCCUCGUCUCCUCCUCUCGGAGUAUCUCCACCGACUACUCCACAGACUUCAAUCCUCACUUGGAGACCAUAAACGAAUCUCCCAACGAGAAUGGAUCGAGGCACAAGAAGAAGAAGAAGAAGAACCACAGAAGGGUCAGGAGGCUGAAACCAGCUGGAAAGGGGAAGACGAGUUCAUCGCCGGGGACUGAUACGCCGCCGAGAUUGUCGGUGUUCCAGAAGCUAAUCCCAUGUACGGUGGAUGGGAAGGUAAGGGAGAGCUUUGCGGUGAUAAAGAGAUCAGAACAUCCGUACGAGGAUUUCAAGCGUUCCAUGUUAGAGAUGAUCGUUGAGAAACAGAUGUUCGAGGCGAGGGAAUUGGAACAGCUCCUCCAUUGUUUUCUGUCUCUAAACUCUCGUCAACACCAUGGAAUCAUCGUGGAAGCGUUCUCGGAGAUUUGGGAGACCUUUUUCUGUAAAUCUCCGAGGACUCAACUCGAUUUAGAAGCUUCCUGAAAUCU
Messenger RNA from Telopea speciosissima, 1181 nucleotides. Its product is annotated as transcription repressor OFP7-like. NCBI's taxonomy places the organism in Eukaryota, Viridiplantae, Streptophyta, Magnoliopsida, Proteales, Proteaceae. The record is from RefSeq and is a predicted model, not a curated record. The transcript has a single exon. Bases 67 to 1176 code for a protein of 369 amino acids. Gene Ontology annotation, biological process: negative regulation of DNA-templated transcription.